AACGUCAACAAGCGUUACACGACAAUGCGUAAUCAAUCGACAAACUUAUCCCGAUCGCUUAUUUCAGUGAAAAUUGAAAGGACUCCUACCGCUCCUAAAGUUGUUCCAAAAUGUAUGGUUAUAAAUGCUCGCUCUCUAGUGAAAGCUGAUGCUGCUCCAACCUUGUAUGCUGAACUUAGCAGCAAUAAUAUUGACCUUUGUUUUGUUUCGGAAUCUUGGCUAAACAAGAAAAUCUUGUCCCACUUGAUCUGCCCUGAUGGCUAUGUGAUGGUUAGAAAAGACCGGAAUGGAAUACCUGCAGGUGGAGGGGUUGCUUUCAUCUGUAGGAAGGACUGGAAAAUAAAAGUAAUCAACGCCAAUGGACAGUUUGAGUUCGAGACUGUUUGGUGCAAAAUAAGAACUCCAAAUUCCGAGUUUUUCGCUGCCAGUGUUUACCAUCCGCCUGACCCCAUCUACGAACCAGCUGAUCUACUGAAUUUCCCCUCUGAAACCUCUGAUCAAAUCCUGCACGAUGAUCCGAACGCCAAGAUCGUAAUUGCAGGUGACAUAAAUCAGUUGGAAAUAAUCACUGUACUACCCUCUAUCCCGGCUAAACCUCAACGGAAAUAUGUCAGUUUCCGCGAAACAAGAGACCACCGCAAAAUUGCUAUGGAGACUAAGCUUAGUGCUUUCGAUUGA
Stylophora pistillata is the source of this 678-nucleotide messenger RNA. RefSeq lists its product as uncharacterized. NCBI's taxonomy places the organism in Eukaryota, Metazoa, Cnidaria, Anthozoa, Scleractinia, Pocilloporidae. The record is from RefSeq and is a predicted model, not a curated record.